GGCGGGGGCGGUGGACGCAGAGGGAGAGGGGCGGGCCCGGCCCGGCCCGGCUCGCCCCGGCCGCCCGCGCGCGGCUCCUAGAGCGCCCCGGGCCCAGCCCGGUUGGCGGCGGCGGUGGCCGUAGCCGGAGGCCUCGGUUGUGCCCGCCCGCCGCGCCGCAGACAUGGCCCUGGUGACCCUGCAGCGCUCGCCUACGCCCAGCGCCGCCUCCUCCUCCGCCAGCAACAGCGAGUUGGAGGCUAGCAGUGAUGAAGAUCGCAAGUUAAACCUCAGUGUAAGUGAGAGCUUUUUCAUGGUGAAAGGAGCAGCCCUCUUCUUACAGCAGGGGAGCAGCCCUCAAGGCCAGCGAAGUCUUCAGCAUCCCCACAAGCACGCAGGUGACUUGCCCCAACACCUUCAAGUAAUGAUCAAUCUUCUGCGAUGUGAAGACAGAAUCAAGCUGGCCGUGCGCCUGGAGAGCGCCUGGGCGGAGCGGGUGCGGUACAUGGUGGUGGUGGACAGCAGCGGGCGGCAGGACACAGAGGAGAGCAUCCUGCUGGGCGUCGACUUUUCCAGUAAGGAAAGUAAAAGCUGUACCAUUGGGAUGGUUCUCCGACUGUGGAGUGACACGAAAAUCCACCUCGAUGGCGAUGGUGGAUUCAGCGUCAGCACAGCAGGAAGGAUGCACGUCUUCAAGCCCGUGUCGGUCCAGGCCAUGUGGUCCGCCCUGCAGGUCCUGCACAAGGCCUGCGAAGUGGCCCGAAGGCACAACUACUUCCCCGGGGGCGUGGCCCUGGUCUGGGCCGGCUACUACGAGAGCUGCGUGGGCUCCGAGCAGAGCUGCAUCAACGAGUGGAACGCCAUGCAGGACCUGGAGUCCACGCGGCCCGACUCCCCAGCGCUGUUUGUGGACAAGCCGACUGAAAGGGAAAGGACCGAGCGCCUCAUCAAAGCCAAACUCCGGAGCAUCAUGAUGAGCCAAGACCUAGAAAAUGUGACCUCCAAAGAAAUCCGUAAUGAAUUGGAGAAACAGAUGAACUGUAACUUGAAAGAAUUCAAGGAAUUCAUAGACAAUGAGAUGCUUCUAAUCUUGGGACAGAUGGACAAGCCCUCCCUCAUCUUCGAUCAUCUUUAUCUCGGCUCUGAAUGGAAUGCGUCCAAUCUGGAGGAACUGCAGGGCUCAGGUGUUGACUACAUUUUAAAUGUCACUAGAGAAAUAGAUAAUUUUUUCCCUGGCUUAUUUGCAUAUCACAACAUCCGAGUCUAUGAUGAAGAGACAACAGACCUCCUGGCCCACUGGAACGAAGCGUACCAGUUCAUAAACAAAGCGAAGCGGAACCAUUCCAAGUGCCUGGUGCACUGCAAAAUGGGAGUCAGUCGAUCCGCUUCCACAGUCAUAGCCUACGCGAUGAAGGAAUUCGGCUGGCCCCUGGAGAAAGCGUACAACUACGUGAAGCAAAAGCGCAGCAUCGCACGGCCCAAUGCAGGCUUUAUGAGACAGCUGUCUGAGUACGAAGGCAUCUUGGACGCAAGCAAACAAAGGCACAACAAGCUGUGGCGCCAGCAGACUGAAAGCUGCCUCCAGCAGCCUACGGAUGACCUUGUGGGGUCUGCCGACUUCUUGUCGGAGACCCUGGAUGACGCCCCAGAAGCCCGGCUGCCCUGCUUGGAUGCUGCUGCUCAGCCUGCGUUCCCAGGCAGCGGGGCCCCAGGAGGGCGGGGGCCCUCUCUCUCCUGCUGUUUCCGGCGGCUCUCGGACCCCCUCCUGCAUUCCCCCAACGACGAAGUGGGCAGUUUGGUCCAGCUGGAGGACCUGGAGAAGGACGCUCUGUCAGAGGAAGCCACUCAGCCAGCAGAGGAGGUGCACAAGCCAGCCAGGCCUCCCCAGGGAGGCCCAGGGCUCCGUGAGAAGGAGGCGCAGAAGAAGCCCGAGUCUGGGAGCCCGAAAGCCCAGCGGGGGCCCUCGCCCCAGGUAGAGGAGAUGGAGAGGGAGGAGACUCCAGGAGUAGGGAGGUGGGGAAGGUCCCCACCCCAGCUUGAUAAAAACCUGCUCAACCGGGAAAACCUAAAUAACAACAACAGCAAGAGGAGCUGUCCAGACGACUUCGAGCACGAUGCUAUAUUUGGGAUCCUCAGCAAAGUGAAGCCCUCCUACAAAUCCUGUGCUGACUGCAUGUACCCGACAGCCAGUGGGGCUCCUGAGGCCUUCCGGGAGCGACGCGGGAACACUGGCGCACCCGCCAUCUGCACUCAGCCAACCUUCCUGCCCCACCUCACGUCGUCUCCUGUGGCUCACACAUCCGUCAGGUCCCGCGUUCUGGAGAAGCUGGCCUCUGGCCCAACUGAAACGCCCCCGUUCCUACCACCAGCAAGCCCCAGGAGGCCAGACACCAGUGGCUCUGGGGCUAGAGUUGCCCCAGAACUAACAGCUAGCCUUUUGGAACCUUCCAGAGAGACCCAAAAAGUCCUGCCAAAGUCCCUCCUUCUGAAGAAUUCUCACUGUGAUAAGAUCCCUCCCAGCAUGGAGGUGGUAAAGGAAGAAUCACCGCCCAAAAAAGAUGUGAAGCCGGCCAAGGACCUGCGUCUGCUGUUCAGUAAAGAGGCCGAGAGGCCGACCACACACAGCUACCUGAUGCAGCACCAGGAGUCCAUCAUGCAGCUGCAGAAGGCAGGCUUGGUCCGCAAGCACACCAAAGAACUGGAGAGGCUAAAGGGCACGGCCGCAGAGCCAGCGUCCCCCUUCAGGGACGGCGCCAGCAGGCUGGAGGCCAGCAUCCCCGAGGAGAACCAGGACCCUGCUCCUGUCCCUGCCCCAGGGGCCCUGGCUCUGCCUGGCCAGGACGGGAGUGACGAGAAGUCAGAGGCCACCCCUGUUCCACUCGAGGGAGCCUCGCUGAAGAGCCCCAGUCCCUUCCUCUGCCGCCUGGAUCACACCAGCCACUUCUCGAAAGACUUCCUGAAGACCAUCUGCUACACCCCCACCUCGUCCUCCAUGAGCUCCAACCUGACCCGCAGCUCGAGCAGUGACAGCAUCCACAGCGUUCGUGGGAAGCCAGGGCUGGUGAAGCAGCGGACCCAGGAGAUCGAGACUCGGCUCCGGCUCGCGGGACUCACCGUCUCGUCCCCACUCAAGCGCUCACACUCUCUUGCCAAGCUCGGAAGUCUCAACUUCUCCACAGAAGACCUAGCCAGCGAGGCUGACGUGUCCACCAUUGUUGACUCCCAGGAUGCCAAGUUGAGCGAGGCCGCCUUUCUGCAUGAGCCCCGGGCAACCCCCGGGCACCCAGCCGCCACCUCUAAACCAUCAGGGAACUCUGCCCCAGAAAACUUGAAAAGCCCCUCGAGGCUGAGCAAAAGCUGACCCGCCUCUAGCCCAUCACAUGAACCCUUAGUUUCACUGUGGGUUUUGGCUGGCCCUUCACAUCUUGAUUUCUCUUAAAGGAUGGUGUUCUAACUCCCCGCCCCCACCUUGCCAGAGGGGAGGAGAAGAAAAAAGCUCGCAGCCCAAGAAGAAGGGAGUGUCCGUUGUGUGGCUGGGAGAACCAGAAGCUGUCAGCCAGCAGGCUCUGAGCCCAGGUCAUGGGUUUUCCAGAAUCGUGUCUGCAGAAGAACACAGAUAGAUAUGCACGCACAUCAAAAGUACUCCAUUUGCAACACGCGCGAGAACAGUCACGGUGAUGGCCUCUGAACCGUGGCGCGCGUUCUGAGCUCGUUCAGGCCCUCAUGGGGAAAAUCUUGGGUGGCAAUAUAAGUCCUACCUCUGUUCUCGCUGAGCUUUUUAUUUUUAAAACACACUGAUGAGCAAGGCUCAUUCCAGGGAAUAAUGCUAUGUCAGAAACAGGUUUUCCAAAAAGGAGGGUUGUUUUGUUUUGUUUUGUUUUGUUUUCAUUUGGGACCCCCAAAAGUGUUAGGAUUUCUGAUUCAACUACACCUGCUGUCGUUGGGCCAGCUCCGUGGCACCUGGAGAUCAUCCGUUCGGCAGACUUGUCCGUCCCAGCCGUCUGUCGUCACGGCUGAGUGGUGUGUCUGGCCCAUGCUAGGGUCUGGUGGGGGGGGAUGUGUAUGAUGUCCUCCGCUGUUGCUCAUGGGGGACUUUAAGUGGCCCCCCCGCAUGGGGGGAAGGGCCCACAGAGCACUGCUGAGUCUCCUCUGCUGUCGAGCCCAGUAGCUGUGAAGAGUUGCAAAGGCACCUCGUGGUGGCCGUCGUCUUGAGAUGCAGGUCAUCCAGAAGCCCCAGCACUCAGGAUGGCUUGGUUACAUCUACUUGUAUUUGGGGAAGAAAAGUAAAAUCGAGCAGUGGGAAAUGAUCGGUUCCGCUCCAAGAGCGACUGAGCAGGAGCUUCUCCGAGAGAAAUGCCGCUGGCGAAAAGCUUCACAGACGUUUACAGUCGCCGCUCUCUGUGCAGGGAGCGCCGCCGCCUGUCUCGCUCUGGCUGUUCCGAGUGGCAGAGGUGGGGCCCAGGGGGGCCUGCGGACCCAGCCUGGGCUCUGCGAGUGGCUCCAUUAGAAUCAGGUGGGCUCAGUGCGUCACGUUGCCGAGGGCUCUAGACUCAAGUGAACGGUCCUCUGGUGUCAGUCAGUAAGGCGGGAUGUUAAAAUAUUUCGAGAAGAGCGAAGGGGCUUGAUUAGAAAGGUUUAUUUGGGGGUCAGCAAACUGUGGUAUGUGCUCUCAUGAACUAAGAAUGGUUUUUACAUUUUUUCAGGGGUUGUAAGAAAAAGAAACUAAUAGGCAACAAAGGCCACAGAGCCUGCCAAGCCUAAGAUGUUUAUCAGGCCCUGUGUAGAAAAAGUUUGCUGACCCCUGGUCUUAGUCAAUAGCACAGGGCUGUCCAGGGCCCCCUACAAAGAACCUGGGCAAAUGUGAAGGCCUCCCUGCCGCUAGACACCUCAAGCCCAAUCCACCUCCUGACCCUGACCUUGCCAGCCUACCCACAGCUGUCUCCUGCAGGGUGGCCAGCUCUGUCCGUGGGGAAACCCUCCUGGCUGAAGCUUAUCCGCAGGGGCAGCUCCCCCUCAGCAGGGUCAGCCAGAUUAAGUCAGUGAAAGUGGACAGCCUCCAGGGGCCAGCCGGGUUCUCACAGUGGGGGCACGGGCUGCCGUCUUCCAUUAGUCUGAAAGGACCCCCGACAGCCGCCGCCGUGUGCAGGCCCGGGCAGGGUCUUCGGGACCAUGUUCACCUAAUGCGAGAGUUUUGGGGAAAAGCCCUCUUUCCAGGAACUUUCUCUCCCUGACCUUAUCCUUUUCAUUUUUAGACAUAUAUGUUAUUUUACUUUGUAGGAAUUUGUUUUCCCACCACUGUUAAUUGAAAUCACAUUAAAAGGUGAUUACUCACUUUUCUUGAAAACUCUGUUAGGUUUUUCUCCCUCUCUCUCAGCCAACUAAAGCAUAUUCUCCAAAAAAAAAAAAAAUCCAGUUCAGUAUGUUUUGCCAAAUUAAAUUUCAUGUGGUGGAUUAAUUUUUGUGUCAAAAUAAUCCUUUAGAUUUGGUGAUGACAGGUUAUGUUUCUGCUUCUUUAAACCAUGCCUGUGCAUGAGAGUGAUAUAUUUUUGAAAACUUUAAUUUUGAAAGCCAUAAUUUUUCUUACCCAGUUAAAGGGCAGGAGGAGGAUGACAAAUCGGAGUGGGUUUUUGGCUUUUGUCAAAGUCAUCUCUGCGUUUUCAGAAUCACAGUCGGCAUAUUAACAUGGAAACAGACCAGGGCCCCGUCAUCAGAGCAGAACGAAGCCUUCUUGACCUGGGGGAGAGACUGAGAAAAGGAAGGAGCCUUUUCUCCCAGCCCCAGACCAGGUCGUGUGUCAGCCUGUGGCGAGUUGCUCUUUGAAACACACUGACCAGAGCAUCCCCCCAGGUCCCCGCGGCAGAGGGGCUCACGCUGCUCUCUGAGGAGACGGUUUGCUCCAUAAGAUGCGCCACACCCUGACCGACCUUCUGUUUCUAGUCUUAGCCGAUGGGGAAAAUUGCUGAGAUGAGCGGCACAAGCAAGCGGCAGGGUGUGUGCCUCGAAAAGUCAUUGAUAUCAGUGACCACCAUGCUCAUGGAGCGCUUUUGUCAAAUUAGGAGAGAACAAAAAUGCCCUGGGUCAGCUCGACACCGCAUACUCAGCUGCACCUCAGUCUUCCAUCUCACCUUCCCGUCACUCUUGUUCCUGUGGCAUGCCACCAGGGAGACUGAACCAGACCUCCGUGUGGCACCGACACAGAGGUCACCUGGUCACGUUCUGUCACGUGUGAGUGGGAAGCUGGUCCUGGAGUGAGGAGGAACCACGUUGCCCUCUGAUUGUGCCCUGACAAAGCUGGGGUCCCCACGUCUUUGUCCUGGAGCAGUGUCUGUUGUUGCCUGAGCUUCUCGUUUGUCAGUGUGGGGACGCAGGCCGACCUCUGGGCUGGUGACAGUUCUCUGUCAGGUAGUGGCACCCCGUCCACCUGGUAUGCAGAUCACGCACCAGGUACCCCGAUGGCCGCACUGUCCAACCCUCUGCCCUACCCCGCUCUCUACAACUGAAAAGCACUGCAGCCCGUUCUCAUGCCUUUUCCCUCCUGGGUCAGCAAGCCCAGAGUGUGCCACAGGCCGGAGCCAAGUUUGCAAUAGAGUUAACGCCUUCGGGGCGGCCCUGUGCUUUGGCCCUUCUGUCUCCAUACAGGCCCCAUCCUAGAAGGCUGAUGAAGCCCUGUGCUUCCUGGGGCCGUUCCUCCCCGUUGGGAACAAAGCUGCAUCAUGUAGGCAAGAUCAUGUAGGUGACCUCCCUCAAGGUGUCCCAAGAGGGACUUGCUCGCUGUGGCCGGAAAUGCCUGGUGCCAGAGUACAUUUCAUCCAACGCUGCUCUGGCUUGCCACCCAGCAGGGCUGCCCAGACACACACACCGUAGUGAGGGUGACCAUGUCACUGCUGGCCAGAGAGGCAGGUGGGCUGGGGAAACUGGGACAUCCAGACAGUGCAGGGUCGCCUGCUCUGGCCCGCCCUGCAGGUUGUUCCCUUCACUGCAUGCCAAAGGAAGGUAGGUAGUCGACUGACCUCCCAGCUCAGCUCCUGGGUCCUUUCAUUUUCUGCUCUGAAACUGAACACCUGUUUGACUUCACUCCGCUUAUACAUGUUUGAGUAUGUAUGUACUUGAGUCAUACCAUCAUGGGCGUCACCUCUCAUUCACACACGCACUGUCACCGAGCUGUGAAGCAGGUCACCUGGAGCAAUCUGGACCCGACUGCCUUGUUUGGUCUUGGAGGAGGGGCUGCGGCCCUGGCUUCAGUCAGCCCCUUAAACAGGAGGCAUUACGGCCUGACCACCAGUCCUCUGCUGUCCCCUCCGGCAGCGGUGCUGCACAAGAAGGUGGCUGCCUCCUCCCUCUUUCCCGACACUGUAAUUGUUGUUUUACAAUGGAGUGCCUUAAUAAUAGUUUACAAAUACUGUGUAUUUAUGGGAAACUGUUAAGCUCUCACCUUCUGUGAUUGGAUACUUUGCCUUGUCCGCGGCGGUUGGGGCCGGGGUGCGCCCUGUCCCGUCCCCGUGCUCAUCUGCUGUGCAGUCUUGCACGCGCACCCACAGCUGUGCAAGGAGCUUUGCUAGAAAUGGCUCUGGGGGUUCUGCAGGCAAGGCAGGCACUGGCUCACGCCGUGACCCGGAACAGUGAGGAGAGACUAGAACUCCGUGUGCCAGCCAGCCGAGGGGAGGGGGCGCAGCCCCGGCCACGCCCUCCACCCCAUCACACAGCUGCGCUCUUCUUCAGUAGAGAUUCCUUUUUGUUGUUGUUACCACCUGGGCCACCCUAUUUUCUUCUUUGCUGGUGUCCUGAGCUCUUCGCAACAAAAUGCAGGUACAGAACCCUCCCCCGCCCCCCCAAAAUCAGGAGCUCCACAAGAUGGGUUGCCCUUUGGUUUUCAGAAGCUGCCAGUGGGUUCUGAUGUGUUGCGUAAUGAUAUCAGUUUUCUUUAUUAUAUUGUUUUUUCUUUUUUUUAUAGUAUAUAUUUAAAAGGCAGUAUCUUUUGUACUGUGAAUUUGCAGUAGAAGAUGCAUAACGCACUUUUUUUUUUACUUCUGUUGGUGUGUACUGUACAUAUAGUCUGUGUGCUUCUCGUGAUGAAAAUAAACUUUUUCUUUACAAAUG
Artibeus jamaicensis (Jamaican fruit-eating bat) is the source of this 8076-nucleotide messenger RNA. It is a transcript of the gene SSH1, whose product is annotated as slingshot protein phosphatase 1. Gene Ontology annotation, cellular component: cytoplasm. NCBI's taxonomy places the organism in Eukaryota, Metazoa, Chordata, Mammalia, Chiroptera, Phyllostomidae. Bases 164 to 3340 code for a protein of 1058 amino acids. Gene Ontology annotation, molecular function: actin binding; protein tyrosine/serine/threonine phosphatase activity. Gene Ontology annotation, biological process: actin cytoskeleton organization; negative regulation of actin filament polymerization; protein dephosphorylation. The record is from RefSeq and is a predicted model, not a curated record. The transcript is spliced from 15 exons.